Messenger RNA from Bombyx mandarina (wild silkworm), 1361 nucleotides. RefSeq lists its product as uncharacterized. The record is from RefSeq and is a predicted model, not a curated record. Lineage: Eukaryota; Metazoa; Arthropoda; Insecta; Lepidoptera; Bombycidae. Gene Ontology annotation, cellular component: membrane.
CGGGGACAGUCUGGCACACUCAGUCUGAGUCAUUCCGAGGAUACUAACGUGAAAAAGGCUUUGACGUGACUUUAUUGAAACAGCUGGUGACAAAUACGCAGUGUUUUAUUCAUAUUUAAAUCAAAUUUUCGUUUUAUAGAUGUACGAUCUUCUUGCGACGCUUACUUUUAUUUAUUUUAAAAUAAAUCAUCAGAUUUCAUCGGGCUGAGUUUCAACGUAUACCUCUGCGUAAUGUCGAUCAAAAGAAAACGAUGUCGUGCUCAAUGACCAUUACUAGGACGACCGUCGCGACCUCCGGCACGUCUGUUUACGUGAACACGGGCUACCUUCAGACGCUGCCAGGAUUACUCAAAUUAGCGCAAUUCCUCCUUGGGAUAGCAUGCGUGGCUCUGGUUGCCUACUACAUGGAUCACGGAUACUCAACGCAAUCAUACAAACCUGAGUUAUUCUUCUUGUUGAUAUCGGUCACAUUCCUUAUAGGAACAUUCUGUUUGUUGUUGUCGUGCUUAAUAUCCUUGGCCACCGCAACCGUUAUCUCUAAAACCAUUUAUGAAGUUAUUUAUCAUGGAAUCGCAUUUAUUCUGUAUUUGUGUGCUGGACUUACUUUGCUAAUAGAAGUUAAUCACCAAACCAGAUAUAGAAGAGAUUUUGAACCGUUUUUGGCAGCUUCGAUAAUGGGUCUGGUGAUGGCUGGAUUGUAUCUUUUGAGCACCUUUUUGGCAAACCGCAGAUACCGUGGAAUAUAAGCAAGAAAACUAUCAAUUUUAAUAUGAGCUUUGUCUUCGAAUUAAGUUAUCGUAGUAGCAUUCUCAGUUGCCAUAUUACUUUAAGUUACAGAUGGAAAGCGGUUAAGUUAUUUAUCGUUCGAUUUGAAAAAACUUAAUUUCAUUGUAGCGAUCCAAGUGGACUAGCGUCUCUUUAUCGCGUACAUGGAGUGGCCACAGAAUUUUCUCUAUAAGGAGUGCUGACAAAUAUAUAAUGUCCCGUUAUCUCUGGAGGACGAAGUUGCUCAUAUCACUUUUUAUCACGUAUGCUCAUAAAAAGCGAAGAUGAAAAAUAUUUUUUUCGACAGUUGUGAUUCAACAGUUUCCGGUUUAUUUAUCGUUGUGUUUUUAAUUUAUGACUAAGCAGACACUAUUUUACGUGAUAUAUUGAGCAAUGCAAGUAUUGUUUCUAUCCAUCCAUCCAGCUCGUUUCUAUUCUAUCUCGUCAUGAGCCCUUCUAAUAACUGUAACUACCUUAUCAUAUGGUAUUCCAUAUAGAAUUUAAAUCGUAAUAUGUUCACCUAAUGUCCUCACCUUAGGCGAACCAUGCCGGCUAUCUUCAUUUUACAUUAGUUUUCACAAAUGGACUAUAGCACU